Molecule: messenger RNA, 10775 nt
Organism: Peromyscus eremicus (cactus mouse)
Lineage: Eukaryota; Metazoa; Chordata; Mammalia; Rodentia; Cricetidae
Exons: 7
Coding region: 553-1737 (394 amino acids)
Source: RefSeq, a predicted model, not a curated record
GGUGAUCCAUGAUACUCUAAACUUGGCAGUGAGACUGUAGAUCCUCUAAGGCCACUGCUUAGUGUGAUGUCUGUCAGGUCAACAGCAACUAGGCAAUAUGGAGACCUGUGAACUUAGAAAACCAGGUGCCUCAAAGUCCCUGAGAGUUCCCACUUCAACUAUCCCAGCUCUCUUAGAUUCCACUUGACUCUGUGUUCUAACCUGCAGUUUGAAAUUUAUGGCCAUAGACCCAAUCCCAGUUUAUGACAGUGACCGGCUCCAAAGAAAAUGUGAGUCAGAACAAGUCAUUUUGGAAGACCUUUGAAACUUUACCUCGCCACUCCUUCCUUAGUGACGAGUUUGUCUGCCUGGACCCUAGAAGAUUCAUAGAUGGAUUCUUCCCUGAGCUUUGGCUAUUAGAGCUCAGAGCCAAGGUCAAGGUCAGCCACAGGGAAGGGCAUCAGCUGGGACCUGAGUGUACACUGGCUUUACCUGAUACUGUCUAUUGUGAUGUCAUGGAAUCUCAGUCUAGAGACAGACACUCAGUAGUUGAGAGGGGCAUAGGCUUGAGAAAUGUCCCUAAUAUGGGGGCUCGCUUUCCCCCUGCCGACAGAUCUCAGCCUUACGCUACUCGGUUUCUUUGUUUAUGGAAUAUGGGUGCUGUUUUCUUGGUAUCAGAGCCAGACAAAGGUGGCAGCCAAGAAAGAGACUUCCAAGCAACAAAACAGAUCUCUAAGACAGAUCCGGAAACUCAGAGUUUCACGGUUGGAAGAAACAGAGAUGAACGUCAGUGUAGCUGAUCUGACACGUAUUUCAGGACUUCCUACUGACUGGACCCAGGAAUAUGUAUACUGGUCAAUAGAAAGGAGUCUUCGACAGAUCUUCCAACAUCUGGAUAAUGCAAGAUCAACACUUAUGGAGCUGAAUGUUUCAGAAUCCCAAGAUGGGACUUCUUCCUCCGUCUCUGACAUUGUGGUUCAGGAGAUUGUCCCACCCAGCUGUUACUGUAAAAAGGGAAAGAUUUCUACUGACUACAGCAUGUCCUCUACAUCAUCCAACAACAGCUCGAGCCUGUCUUAUCUUCCCAUGUUUCCUGAAGGGACAGCUUGGCAAUUCCAGAGCGAUAGUGGACCUGUUUCCUCCCAAAAGGAAGCAUCUAUGCCCAGGAGCCCUGGCACAUCCCUGCCUACUUCUCAGCUGACAGAUCCUGAGAAAUUAGAUCUUUCUCCGAAUUUGGCAGUUCUUCGUCCCUUCCAAGCUCAAACUUCCUUCAUUAGCUCUAUUUUAAAUUCCUUAGAUCCUUGGGAACAAGAGAAAACAAAAGAUAAGGGAAAGACUCAUUGUCAAUCAAAUCAUGGGUCAGAUUCUGAUUUGGAUGAGAGUCCAGGACCCCUAGUAUGGGCUCCACUCCAGCUCUCUCCUUUGAUCAGAGGAGAACUGGAAGGACAUAUGUCUCAGAAGGUUUCUACUUUGGGACAACAAGUGAUGCCUCUGCCUGUGAAGAAAUCCUGGAACAUACUCAAUCAUUUCAUGGAUGUACAAGGAGUCCCUGAAGAAGAGCUCCCGAAAACUCAGUUACCUACACUCAUCCCUCAGAGUGUUGAGCAAAAUACCAACACAUCUCCAGAUCCUCCAUCAUUUCAUCUCCACAUGAACAUUGGGGUGAAUUCUGAAGUCCAUAGGACGGAAGCAAUCAUUUCACAGCCAUUUCCCUCAAACAGGCAGUCACAACCCGAGGAUGACCGCCAAGAACUUUAGAUAGAAUCCUUUAGUUAUAUCAACGGGCACACCAUCUCCCAGAAAUUUAGGAGUUAACAUAAUUCAGGAAGAACAAGCUUUAGUGAAAAAGGAUUCAAAGCAUGUGUUAGAGCUGAAUAUAGAGCAGAGGGUCAUAGGUCUUCCAGAAAAAAAGGGUACAGACACAUAAGGCCCAAUUAACUAAUGUGGAGCUGACACCCAAGACACCACGUUCAGCCACUGACAGAAUAAAGGUCACUCCAUUGGCAUUGCUUCAGGUUAUGGACUUAAUGGCAGUAACCCCAGAAUCACAGUCGGAGCUGAUAGACUCUGUGGGGUUUUCCCCAGAGCCGCCAAAUCAAGCAGAAACAGUGAGUGUAACUUCUCAGCCAUUGAAACUAGUAGUUGAACCAAUAAAAGUAACCCAUCUUCAGCAUCAAACCACGGAAUUAAAGAGCAUGGCCUCAAGACUGAGUCAAGUCACAGAUGACCUGGAGGUAACUCCUGUGGCAUUGUUUCACGUCACGGAUUCCAUGGAGAUGAUUGACAAAUUAAGUCCACAUGGCAUAGAACCAGUAGGAGUAGCCCCACAGCCACAAUACCAAGUCAUGGAAUUAGUGAAGAUGGAUACAUUGCAUAACUAUCAAGCCAUAAGACCAGGAAGUAUGAGCACACCACUACAAAUUGUAGAGCCUCAAACCAAAGAGUCUCUGCAAUUGACUUCUGGGUUACAGGGUCAAGUUGAAGACUCCGUGGAGACUAUGCCACAACCUCAAGGCACAGAGUGUGUGUCACUGACUCCAAAGUCACAUCAUCAAAUAAUGGAAUCCAGGAAAACAAUCCCAGCACCACCAGAUCAAGGUGCAGUACCUAUAGGAAGGGGCCAAAAGCAUCAAGUUCCAGAAGCUGAAGUAGUGCCAGUCAUACCACUGCUACAGGAAAUGGAAUAUUUGGGGGGGGGGAGCACAAUCCCACAGCCUAAGGUGAGGGAUUCAAUGGACUUUCCCCCAGAACUAAAGAAUGUAAAAUCUGAGCACCUAAUCCCAGAUCCAAGAUUGCAAACUGUGAAAUCUGUGGACAUAACCAUAGAUUAGUCCCAGAAAUGGAAAAAUACGGACCACCAACCUCAACAGUGGUAUGUAUAGAUUUGGCCCCAGAACUGCAUCAGCAGAUCACACCAUACACAUACACAAUAUGAGGAAUUAACCCCCAUACCACAACUGCAAAGUGAGACAUCUGUGUCAUCGGCCCCUGAGUCUCAGUUUCGAGAUGUGAAAUCUGGCCAACUGACAGUUGAACCACAACACCAAACCAAACCAAAAAGUCUGCUGCACAGAUUUUUUGCAAAAUAAUAAAUCAGUACAUUGGAUCCCCGAUUAUCAGUCUCAAGGAAUGGAAGAAGCUCUUUCAGCCCUAUCACAGGACAUACAAGGAGAUAUAAAAAUGGUGGAGUUGACUCCAAGACCAUCACUUGAAGAUAUAAAAUCUGUGAACUUGGCCCCAUGUUCACAAAGCACCAGCUCUGAUAAGAUAGCCCCUGUACCAUUGCUUGAGGAUACAGAGACUCCAUUGGUAGAAGGUAGGAGUCUAAUUCCUGAGGCACUGGUGGAGAGUAUGGAAGUUGGUGAACUGAUCCCAAGCACACACUUUUAUGUAACAAAAUCUUUAGAAGCCACCCCCAAACCAAGUUAUCAUUUCCUAGAACCUAAAGGACUGACCCCAUGGGCAGCCAUGGGGUGGUCCGCCAGACAGACGCCAAAGACUAUGAGCACCAUGAAUUCCGUCAGGUUCACUCUGUAUCCGAGAGUGGCUUUGAAAGUAAUCAGGAAGAAAAAUGGUCGAAAUCAAGCCUCAAAAAGACCUUUGACUUAAACUAUCCAUUGAAGGAAACCAUCAAGGGACUUAAAACACAAAACACAAAGCUCUACAAAAAUAGUGAAACCCCGGAAGAGAGUCCUUUUAGAAUGAUGUGUCCAUCAAGAAGCAAGAGUAUUGAAACCGUUCAAACAAGCACUGUUUCUUCGAAGACACAACCUAAGAAAUCCUCUCAGCCCAAGUUCAUCCAGCUGCUUUUCCAGGGCCUAAGGCAGGCAUUCCAAAUAGCACAUAGAAUUGGGGCUUAUACUGGACAGAAGCCUGAGGACAGGACAAGGCCAGACAAUUUGAGGUCAACCAAAUACUUGCACCCUAAACAAAAAGCCAAGGGUUAUUGUUUAGCAGGAGAUAGCAAAGAAGCCAGCACACCAGUUGCCCAGCCAAGGUCAGCAGGUGUGAAGCCUAAGCAAGAGGACAGAUUGCAGGGAACAGGUGACCAAUGUAGACAGACUCAACAGCCAAAACAAGUGAGCUCUCUCCAACCCAGACCUUGGCAAUUGGAGACCAUGGCUUCGGAAAGAGAUGCCACUAUCCAUCUCUUUCAAACUUCCAACAUUUGAGUGUAGUUCAAAAUGUCAACGGCAUUUUGGCAGAGCAAAGAAAAACUAUGGUGAUGAAAUCUCCUAUCUGGAGUCUAAGAACUGUUCUCAUGUAGGAGCCAAAUUUCAGGCCCAAGAGAGAAUGGGACCUGACUCCCAUUUGAAGAGAUCCCUGAAGAGUCACUUUAAAGAGACACACACACCCAAGGAAGAACAACAUGGCUUCUUAGGGAGAGGGCCCUCCAUAAUAAGCCUUUUGAAAGGACCAAGCGCAUCCUUUGGGAGAGAAUUCAUGAAAGUCUCUCUGAGAAGAGAUACCACAGUCCUUCUCAGAGAAGGCAUAGCAGUCCCUCUGACAGAACCCUUAGACAUCUCUCUGAGAGGAGUCAUUGCAGUCCCUCCCCGAGACAGGAUAGUAGUCCCUCUGUGAGAACCCUUCAAAGUAUCUCUGACUGGAUCCAUUACAGUCUCUUUAAGGGGAUAGGUCGCAUUCCUUCAGGGAGGAGCCGACCCAGUCCUGGGAGACGCCCUAGGAGUCCCUCUAGGAGGUCUCUUAGUCCUCGAGAGAGAAGAGGACGAGAGAGAAGAGGACACAGUCCCUCAAAAAGGUGCCAUCUCAGUCCCAUCCGGAGGACACAGUGCAGUCCUUCAGAAAGGAGCCAUGGUAGUCUCUCUGAGAGAACCCCUUUCAGUCCCUCUGGCAGGAAAAGGCAUAAUUCUUCUGGGAGAGUCCACCACCUUCCCUCAGAGUCCAGGCUAUACAGGUCUUCUUCCAGACUCCACCGCAGUCAUUCUGAGAGAACUCACUACAGUCCCUCUGAGAAUAGACACAGUUAUUCUGAGAGGAGCCGGCAAGGUCACAACGAGGAGUCACAGUUACAGCAAGUAAAAACCUCUGCGUUAGCACUAGGGCUGCAGAAAACUAAAACUUUGAACAAAACUUCUGAGCCACAGCCUCAAGGGAUCAAAACUGAUCAGCUAAACAAAGAGACACAGGUAGAAAGAUCCAUCCAGUGGACACCAAGACCUGAUAUGUAUGUGACAUUUUUACAAUUCAAUAGUGGGUCACCAUCUCCAGGUGUCGAAUCUACAGAAGGGAAACCAUCCAUACAGCUGAGAGGUGGGAAGACAUCAGAGAUGGCUCUAGGGCCAAAACCUCAAGGAAAAAAUCCGUGGAUUUUAACCUUGAGCCACAAGUACAGUGUGUGAAGACCCUUGAGUUGUCCCCAGGACCAGAGCUACAAGAAGGGGAAAACAUCACAUCAACCUCAGAGCUACAGUCUCAGUGUGUGAAAAGUGUGCCAUUACUUCAGGGACCACAGCUUGAAAAUACAAAAUCUGAUCUUUGGAUACCACUGUCUGACUAUCAAGUUAAUAGCUCUACACUGAGUCUUAGGUUACCACCUCAGGAUGUCACAGCUAAAGAGUUAAAACCCUCAGUACAACUAGAUGUGAAGACAUCCGAUCAGUUGACUACGAGGCUGAAGUCACAAGGUAAACAACCUUCAGGGUCAACCCAGGAACAUCAGUCUCAGAGGUCCAAAAGUAUUGAUUUUAACUCUGAGCAACAGUUUAGAAAUACGAAAGCAUGUGACCCAAACUUAAGGUCAAAAUCAAUAAUAUAAAAUUGAUAUUGAAACCCAGGUUUUGCUUAGAAGACAGGAGCUCUCCUGGAUUAAACCCUGGAAUACAGCCACAAGCAGUGAAUCCCUUAGUGUCAUCCCCAGGAACACAGCCUCAAACUGUGACACCUUCAGUGUUUAAACAAGAGUCACAGUCCUCAGAAGUGAAAUACGGAGCAAUAAGCCAAAGGCCACAAUCACAAAACAAAGUAGAGUUGAAAUGUGGAAAAUCUUCUGAGCUGGCACUUCAGACAAAGCCUCGAGGUAUGAAAUCUGAGAAGAGCUCCGGGUCCCAGUGGCAACGUGCAAAAUGUUCUGACUUGACACCUGAAACAGAGUCCCCAAAUAUGAAAUGUACUAAUUUAAGUUGCAGCUCACAGAUGAAAGGUAAACCAUGUAUUGAGUUAGCUACGGGUACCAAAACUCAACGUGUCAAACUAGGCUGUAAACCUGGGCCACAGUGGCAAGGUAUAAAAUCUAACUCAUUUCUGAGGACAAAGCCUCAAGAAAUGGAAAUGGAAGACUGGGAACCAGGCCCGCAGUUACAAGAUCUGAAAUCUUCAAGGACAAUCAUGGGUAUAAAGGUCCAUGAUGACAUGUCUGUGGGCUUUGGUCCUGGACCACACUUACAAGGUAUGACCUCUGAAGUCAUUACAGGGAAGAGGGUUCAUGGUAUGAAAUCUGUAGAAAUCAAACCUAGUUCAAAGUUACAAGGUAAGAAACAUGAUUUCACCCCAGGAAGAUGUUCUUAGGUACAAAAUCUGUAGAGCUGGACUCAGGCCCCCCUUUACAAGAUUUGAAAUAUCCUGAGAUGAUCAUGGGCAUGAAACUUCAAGGUGUGAACUCUAUGGGACAACAUGUCACAAGUAUAAAAUCUUCUGAGGUGGUAACACAGAUAAAAUCCCGAGGUGUAAAAGCAGUGGACCUCAAUUCUGGACCACAGACACAAAAUAAAAAGCCGUCUGAGUUGGCUCAAGGGAAAAGGCUCCUAGCUAAGGAGUCUGUAGAGUUUAAUCAAGGCCCAAAGUUACAAGGUGUGACAGUGGAGUCCAAGCCCCCAAAUGGGGAAUCAGGGAAGUUAAACUCAGGCCCUCAGUUACAAGAUGAGAAGUAUUCUCAGUCAAUUCUGGGGACAAAGCUUCAAUAUGGAAGAUCUAUGGAGGUCAGUCCUGGCCUAUGCUCACAGGGUAUGAAGUCUUCCGAAGUGAUUUCAGAGGACAAACUUCAAAAAGGGAAACCCGUAGGCUUUGUGUAUCAGCCACUGUGGCAAGAUGUAAAAUCUUUAAAAAUGACAUUUGGUAAGGCAGGGAACCUUUGCAGUUGGAAACCGCUCAUUUACAGGACAGGAAAUUAACUAUGUUAACACCAGAAUUACACCUUCAAGGUAUGAAACCUGAGUCAGUCAACUGUGCAUCAAAGUGGAAAGGUGUGAAAUCUGAGCCCACAUAUAUCUACACAAUGAAGGAUACAGGGAUCAAUCAUGGUUCAGAAUCACAGUUUGUGGGAUUCUCUAAGCAGGCCUGACUCAAAGGUUUAUAGAGUAGUGCCUUCUGAACUCAAUGCCAGAAACCAGAAGCGAGAUCGGAAGUCUCACAAAUUAAGUCAAAAGCAACAACUUCAAAAAAUAAAACAGAUAGCGUUCAGGGAUGAGCCACAUUUGCAGCAUAUCAAGUCAUCAGAAUUAUGUACAAUUCUGAAAUCUAUGGAAUUCAAUUCAGAGCAACCGUUGCAAGAUGUGAUGUCCUCUGAGUUGGGCCUGGGAACAAGUCCUCAGUCUUUAGAGGGCAACCCUGGGCCACAUUUGCAAGAGAUAAUACCUUUUGAGGGGCUCACAGAAACUAAGCUGCCAGAUGAGCUGUCUCUAAAAUUCAAGCAUAAGCCUAGACUGCAAGGUAGGGCAUCCUGUGGCCCGAGUGCAGGGCCACAGAUUCACUGUAAAAAUUUUAUGGCAUCCAACACCAGAACACAAAAUGUAGAAUUGUCUGAGUCGCACCCUGUUCCAGACCUUCAAAGUAUAAAAUCUAAGGUGUUCUGCCUGGGGCAGAUCCACCUUUUAAGCACCCCUGAAGGCCACGGUGAGAUUCGGUUGCAUCUUGGUUUUAGACUGAGAACUGGGAAAAGACCUCAAGUCUCAAAGCAUCGUGGGAGAAAAAGAGCAGAUACAUGGAAGAGCACUACAUCACCAUCACGAAGGAAAGCUAAAAUCUAUCCUCCAGCUUCCAAGAGUCCAACUACUCCAAGAGAUUUCCAGGCCCGAUCUUCCCAAAAAGUGCACAAUAGAAAAAAGCAACGGGGGGCUGGAGAGAUGGCUCAGUGGUUAAGAGCACUAGCUGCUCUUCCAGAGGUCCUGAGUUCAAUUCCCAGCAACCACAUGGUGGCUCACAACCAUCUGUAACGAGAUCUGGUGCCCUCUUCUGGCCUGCAUGCAUGCAUGCAGACAGAACACUGUAUACAUAAUAAAUAAAUCUUAAAAAAAAAAAAAAAAAGAAAAAAAAGAAAAAAGCAACGGGGCAGCCAUGGGGUGGUCCGCCAGACAGACGCCAAAGACUCUGAGCACCAUGAAUUCCGUCAGGUUCACUCUGUAUCCGAGAGUGGCUUUGAAAGUAAUCAGGAAGAAAAAUGGUCGAAAUCAAGCCUCAAAAAGACCUUUGACUUAAACUAUCCAUUGAAGGAAACCAUCAAGGGACUUAAAACACAAAACACAAAGCUCUACAAAAAUAGUGAAACCCCGGAAGAGAGUCCUUUUAGAAUGAUGUGUCCAUCAAGAAGCAAGAGUAUUGAAACCAUUCAAACAAGCACUGUUUCUUCGAAGACACAACCUAAGAAAUCCUCUCAGCCCAAGUUCAUCCAGCUGCUUUUCCAGGGCCUAAGGCAGGCAUUCCAAAUAGCACAUAGAAUUGUGGCUUAUACUGGACAGAAGCCUGAGGACAGGACAAGGCCAGACAAUUUGAGGUCAACCAAAUACUUGCACCCUAAACAAAAAGCCAAGGGUUAUUGUUUAGCAGGAGAUAGCAAAGAAGCCAGCACACCAGUUGCCCAGCCAAGGUCAGCAGGUGUGAAGCCUAAGCAAGAGGACAGAUUGCAGGGAACAGGUGACCAAUGUAGACAGACUCAACAGCCAAAACAAGUGAGCUCUCUCCAACCCAGACCUUGGCAAUUGGAGACCAUGGCUUCGGAAAGAGAUGCCACUAUCCAUCUCUUUCAAACUUCCAACAUUUGAGUGUAGUUCAAAAUGUCAACGGCAUUUUGGCAGAGCAAAGAAAAACUAUGGUGAUGAAAUCUCCUAUCUGGAGUCUAAGAACUGUUCUCAUGUAGGAGCCAAAUUUCAGGCCCAAGAGAGAAUGGGACCUGACUCCCAUUUGAAGAGAUCCCUGAAGAGUCACUUUAAAGAGACACACACACCCAAGGAAGAACAACAUGGCUUCUUAGGGAGAAGGCCCUCCAUAAUAAGCCUUUUGAAAGGACUAAGCGCAUCCUUUGGGAGAGAAUUCAUGAAAGUCUCUCUGAGAAGAGAUACCACAGUCCUUCUCAGAGAAGGCAUAGCAGUCCCUCUGACAGAACCCUUAGACAUCUCUCUGAGAGGAGUCUUUGCAGUCCCUCCCCGAGACAGGAUAGUAGUCCCUCUGUGAGAACCCUUCAAAGUAUCUCUGACUGGAUCCAUUACAGUCUCUUUAAGGGGAUAGGUCGCAUUCCUUCAGGGAGGAGCCGACCCAGUCCUGGGAGACGCCCUAGGAGUCCCUCUAGGAGGUCUCUUAGUCCUCAAGAGAGAAGAGGACGAGAGAGAAGAGGACACAGUCCCUCAAAAAGGUGCCAUCUCAGUCCCAUCCGGAGGACACGGUGCAGUCCUUCAGAAAGGAGCCAUGGUAGUCUCUCUGAGAGGACCCCUUUCAGUCCCUCUGGCAGGAAAAGGCAUAAUUCUUCUGGGAGAGUCCACCACCUUCCCUCAGAGUCCAGGCUAUACAGGUCUUCUUCCAGACUCCACCGCAGUCAUUCUGAGAGAACUCACUACAGUCCCUCUGAGAAUAGACACAGUUAUUCUGAGAGGAGCCGGCAAGGUCACAACGAGGGACCCCAUCACAGUACCAAGGAGAGGCUCAGGGGACAGGGCUUUGAGAAUGGGCAAAGACGAAAGACGAAAGCUCCGGUAUUGUCAGCCCGCCUUCACACUGUGGAAAAAUAGGAUGGCACACGUUUCCUAAGAAGCGUCACCCACCUUCCUUCCAUUUGAAGUAGUUGCCCGUGAGAGCUUCCCUUCUAGGCACAAGGGGGAGUCAUCUCUUUGUGGAUGAGGUUCCAAGGUCCCUGGCACUCACUCGUGUGCUUGUGAUUUGCUAGACCCCGAGACCCACAGCCUUUAAGCCACAGAGGAGCACCAGGAUCGUGGGAGCUAAGAAAUUCAAACUGUUUGCCUGGGCCUGUGGACUACAGCCUAUUGGACAUUCCCAUGCAGUCAGACAGGCCAUUUCUGUGUGUGGUCACUGUUGGUGACAGGAGCAUAAAUAAUACCAAGGACAGAUCUCUGUACCUGAAGAUUUCUCAUGCUGAAGCUUCCUGUGGGUUAAAAUCUCAAGAACAAAAUUGUGGAGUCAAAGGGAAUAAUCGUUUUAGGACUCCAGUGAGUUAGAUAUACUCCAAAAGGGUGCAGUAGGUGAGAUGCCCACCAGGAGUACAUAGAGAUACUCAUUUUACUAUAUAAAAGGGCAGUAGGUUAGACACCCACCAGGAGUACAUGGAGAUACUCAUUUUACCAUAUAAAAGGGCAGUAGGAUAGACACCCACCAGGAGUACAUGGAGAUACUCAUUUUACCAUAUAAAAGGGCAGUAGGUUAGACACCCACCAGGAGUACAUGGAGAUACUCAUUUUACCAUAUAAAAGGGCAGUAGGUUAGACACCCACCAGGAGUAUGUGGAUAUAUUCAUUUUAUUCUGUAUUACCAUCACUGGAUGAAAAUCUCUGAAAACUGUUCUACAAAAGGUAUUUUUUAACGGUAUCAUUGAAAUUAAACCUCACCAUUUCCUUAAA